UGGGCGUGUGGGAGGACUCUCCGCUAUUACUGGAUGUUUGGAGGUGGAGGUAUGGGAGAAGUUACAGGACAACACGUGAAUUCUCAGCGGAAAGCCGACUGCGGAGAACCCGGAGGUCCUCCAAGACUUUACCUACAGCAACUAGAGUUCAGCUUCAGUCUUGAGAGCGCUGUCAGAUAAAGCGCGGGGAAAACAACAACCGAGCGGAGCGGAGUGUUUUAAAAAGUGUCAUUAUGCCAUGGCGUCUCUGGGCGCCUCCUUCGUUCAAAUCAAAUUCGAUGACAUCCACUUCUACGAGAACUGCGGCGGCGGCAGCUUCGGCAGCGUGUACCGCGCCCGCUGGAUUUCGCAGGACAAAGAGGUGGCGGUGAAAAAGCUGCUGAAGAUUGAGAAAGAGGCAGAGAUCUUGAGUGUCCUCAGUCAUCGCAACAUCAUCCAGUUUUAUGGCGCAGUUCUUGAGGCUCCAAACUAUGGAAUUGUCACAGAGUAUGCCAGUGGGGGAUCGUUGUAUGAGUAUCUAUCAAGCGAUGAGAGUGAAGAAAUCAGCAUGAAACAGAUCAUGACCUGGGCAACAGAGAUAGCUAAAGGAAUGCACUACUUACAUGCAGAGGCUCCAGUGAAAGUUAUUCACAGGGAUCUCAAGUCCAGAAAUGUGGUCAUGACAGCAGACAAAGUACUCAAGAUCUGUGAUUUUGGGGCAUCCAAGUUCCACUCUCACACCACACACAUGUCUCUGGUGGGCACAUUCCCUUGGAUGGCCCCAGAGGUCAUUCAGAGCCUCCCUGUGUCUGAAACCUGUGAUACAUACUCUUAUGGAGUGGUUCUGUGGGAAAUGCUGACGCGUGAGAUUCCUUUCAAAGGACUAGAGGGGUUGCAGGUGGCAUGGCUGGUGGUGGAGAAAAAUGAGAGGUUAACUAUUCCCAGUAGCUGUCCUGCCAGUUUUGCAUGCCUGAUGAGAAAAUGCUGGGAAACAGAGCCAUCGAAAAGGCCUGUGUUUAAAGAGAUCCUGUCCACACUAGAGGCCAUGUGUAAUGACAGCCAACUCUCUGACCGGUGCAAUUCCUUCUUACAAAACAAGGCAGAAUGGAGACGUGAGAUCGAGGCCACUCUGGAGCGCUUAAAGAAGCUGGAGAGGGACCUGAGUUGUAAAGAGCAGGAGCUAAAGGAGAGAGAGCGCCGCCUGAAGAUGUGGGAGAGGAAGCUAAUAGAGCAGUCCAACACCCCGCUGCUCCCAAACCUGGCCAUCCACGCUUGGACAGAGGAACAUGUGCACUUCUGGAUUUCACAGAUCUUUGGGACAGGACAUGAGUGUGAGAUGCAGCUUUAUGCGGAUAUCUUCAAGCAGAACCACAUCACUGGACGCAGGCUACUGCUCCUCUCUGAGGCAGAUAUGAGAGAUAUGGGCAUAACCUCCAAAGGACACAUCAUACACCUGAAGGCCGAAAUUGAAAAAUUAACCAACGAUUACCUGGGACUGUUUCAUUUCCCUCCGCUAACGAAGGAUGAGUGGGCCCGUGAGGAAGAAGAGGAGGGUUGGAGGAAGAUUGUUAGUUUGGAGUUGGUGUUUGGUUAUCACUGGAAAGCAGGAACAGGACCAAAGGACUGCAAAUGGAAAAUGUACAUGGAGCUGGACGGUGAUGAAGUUGCCAUAACCUAUAUCAAGGACGUCACCUUUAAUGCAAAUAGACCAGAUGUGGAAGUGUUAAAGAUGACUAAGCCACCAUUUGUGAUGGACAAGUGGAUUGUUGGCAUAUCUGACAAACAGACUGUUGACUGCAUUAUAAAUUAUGAGAGUGAUGUCAAGUCUCCAAAGAGCACUAGACAUGUGCACUUAGUGCAGUGGAGCCCAGCCAGUGGGGGAGAUGAUAUCAAGGCUGUAGAGCUGCUCAUAGAAACUACACCAUUAAAUGGGGAAGGAAACUACAGGAGUCGCUCCAACUCUGGUAUUGACCCUCAGUGGAUUUCCAGUCUGAGGUUAAAGCAGAUGAAGGAGAACCUAACCCAGGAGCGCAACAAUGGCACGCCUAACAGCCUCUCAGCCGAAUCCAUGACCCUCCCGCAGUUUCUAUCUGCCUUUGGGAACCAGACUUCCUAUGCUUCAGCUGUGCGAAAAUCGCCCAAUCGCAAUCCAUUCUCACCGUGGGCCAGCUCCAGAAGCUCUUCACCUACACUGUCUACCAAACUCUCCUCUCUCCACCUGGGGUCAAAGGGCAGUAGCCCGUCCAGUACGACCUCUGAGAGUGCAUCGGAAAGAGAGCGCCCUGUUAGUGCAGGAGCUAUGUACAAGUACCCCAGAAACAACUACCAUGAUUGUAUGACUGUGCCGGGAGCAGGGGACAGGAAGCUUUCUAAAGUCUCCACUCAUAUAUCUCAGGGUGCCACUAGAGGAUUUCAACACAGUGGACGACCUUGGAACAACAGCACUGUGGUACCACAGAACCACCCAAGGAUUAUACCAGGGAUGGCAACGGUGACAGCAGAAAAGCAGAAGAAUGAAGCAGAGGAGACCAAAGGCAACGAGGGAGGGUGGAUUAAAGUAGAACGCAAAAAGCCUCCCAAACAAGAGUACAAGCAGCAGGACCAGAGACAGCUCAGAGGCCGUCCACGAAGAGGAGGGCGAGGGGGAGGACGUGGGCGGAGUUAGAGGGUUUUAUUUUGUAUGAGUGGACAUUCAAAAUGUCCAUGAUUAACUGUUUUUAUCAUAACUAGAGCAUUAAUCCAAGAGACUCAGACACCAUGGGACACAUCAUUUGCAGAGGGUAGACAAAUUAAGAAAAAUGUGAAAAUGGGUCAAACUUAAACUAACAAGAAUUAUUUUGAAAGAAAUAUAGACAUGCUAAAUUAUUUUAAUAUAAAAGAUUUUUGCAAAACAGAUGUUUAUUUAUGUUUUAUUCAUUCUGAUAGAUUUAUGAGACUUGAGUCUGGGGACCCUUAAAUGCAAAGGUUCAGCUACAAAAUGUGAUUUUUAGUAUCCAACGCUCAUCCCUAAUUUCAAAUGAGUUCAGACAAUGAUGACAACAAUGCUAUGUGGAUGUGGAUGUAUGUUUAGUAUUCAUUGUGCAUCUGCAUGUUAGCAAGCAAUUAAAAAUUGCAUUUUUCUGUGA
Messenger RNA from Pygocentrus nattereri (red-bellied piranha), 3104 nucleotides. It is a transcript of the gene map3k20a, whose product is annotated as sterile alpha motif and leucine zipper containing kinase AZK. Gene Ontology annotation, cellular component: cytoplasm. The record is from RefSeq and is a predicted model, not a curated record. The transcript has 20 exons. The coding region runs from base 239 to 2644 and encodes 801 amino acids. Lineage: Eukaryota; Metazoa; Chordata; Actinopteri; Characiformes; Serrasalmidae. Gene Ontology annotation, molecular function: protein binding; ATP binding; protein kinase activity. Gene Ontology annotation, biological process: protein phosphorylation.